AUGAAUUGGACUUCACUUGUAUAUCUAUGGUUCAUUUUCAAAAGCAUAUUUGCUGACUUAACAUCACACCAACUCAAGAGCAAAGUGGUAUUCCUAGAUACUACUAUCCUGGAUGAAGUGGCCCGAAGCUAUUUGGGAUCAGAGGACGGAAAUGUUACACAUGGUAAUUAUGAAAUAUUGUCAAUUGCAAAUGGCGCCAAUGACGGAAACAUCACAUCAUAUUUAUGCCAGUUGCCAAGAACCAAAAAAAUGGCACCAACAAAACCCAAGCCCACCAUGUCAGUUCAUGAAUUGAAAUCGCGAGCUAUUGACUUGAUAUCGGAAUCCUUUGUCGAAGGUACCAGUUGCGUAUUUUCUUUCAACUUGCAUGCAAAUUAUUGGACUAUAGGCUAUUGCCAUGGAAUCAACGUUAUUCAAUUCCAUGAGAAUUUGGAUGAUUUUAUAAGCGGAAUUCAUAAACCCCAUUCUCCAAAUCAUGUAUAUACAUUAGGCAAUUUCCUGAAGCAAACACUGCCAUUAGAAUUCGAGUUUGAUACUAAAGAACGCACAAUAAGUCAAAGAUUGUUAGGAGAAGUUUGUGAUUUGACAGGAGAACCACGUACCAUUGACACCAUUUAUAGAUGUGACCAUAUACUUGAAAUUGUUGAAUUAACAGAGAUAAGAACAUGUCAAUAUGAGUUACACAUAAACGUUCCUAAGUUGUGCCUGUUGCCGGAAUUUAAAAGGACUAACCUUGAAGAAGGUGUCUCAGAAAUACUCUGUACAAGAAUUGAAUAA
This is a messenger RNA of Candida albicans SC5314, 777 nucleotides long. RefSeq lists its product as uncharacterized. The transcript has a single exon. Lineage: Eukaryota; Fungi; Ascomycota; Pichiomycetes; Serinales; Debaryomycetaceae. Gene Ontology annotation, cellular component: endoplasmic reticulum lumen. The coding region runs from base 1 to 777 and encodes 258 amino acids. Gene Ontology annotation, biological process: retrograde protein transport, ER to cytosol; endoplasmic reticulum unfolded protein response. The record is from RefSeq and is a predicted model, not a curated record.